GAUCGGCUGGGAGCCGGGCUCAGGGCCAGGCGGAGCGGGGUCUUCGCAGCCGCCCGCAGCGCAGCCCGCGCCUCGCCGUGCGCGCCGACAUGUGUGCCGCCCGGAUGCCGCCGCUGGCCCUCGUCUUCCGAGGCACUUUCGUCCACUCCACCCGCACCGUCCCCAUGGAGGUGCUGCGGGAUCACCUCCUGGGCGUGAGCGACGGCGGCAGAAUAGUGUUUUUGGAAGAAGCAUCUCAGCAAGAUAAACUAGCCAAAGAAUGGGGCUUCAAAUCCUGUGACGUGAGAGAGCUCAGCCCCCAUGAGUUCUUCAUACCUGGGCUGGUCGAUACACACAUCCACGCCUCUCAGUACUGCUUUGCUGGGAGUAACGUAGACCUGCCGCUUCUGGAGUGGCUGAGGUGCUACACAUUUCCCACCGAGAAUAAAUUCCAGAACAUUGAGCUCGCUGAGGAAAUCUACACCAGAGUUGUUAGGAGAACAUUAAAGAAUGGAACGACCACAGCUUGCUACUUUGGAACAAUUCACACAGAUGCAUCGCUGCUCCUUGCAGAAAUUACAGAUAAAUUUGGGCAACGGGCAUUUGUUGGCAAAGUCUGCAUGGAUAUGAAUGACUGUGUUCCAGAAUAUAAGGAGACUACUGAGGACUCGCUCAGGGAAACAAAAAGAUUUGUGUCAGAAAUACUUGGAAAGAAGUACCCCAGAGUGAAGCCCAUAGUGACGCCACGAUUUUGCCUGUCCUGCUCUGAUACAUUGAUGGGCGAACUCGGCAGCUUUGCUAAGGCCCAGGAGCUGCAUGUCCAGAGCCACAUAAGUGAGACUCUGGCUGAAGUUGAAGCAGUGAAGAGCUUGUACCCCAGCUAUAAGAACUACACAGAUGUCUAUGACAAAAACAAUCUUCUGACGGAUAAGACAGUGAUGGCGCAUGGCUGCUACCUUUCUGCGGAAGAACUGGACAUAUUCCAUGAACGGGGAGCUUCCAUCGCGCAUUGCCCCAAUUCUAAUUUAUCGCUUAGCAGUGGCCUCCUAAAUGUAAUUGAAGUCCUGAAGCAUAAUGUGAAGAUAGGACUGGGGACAGAUGUGGCCGGCGGUUACUCCUAUUCCAUGCUUGACGCAAUCAGAAGAGCAGUGAUGGUUUCCAAUGUCCUUUUAAUUAAUAAGGUAAAUGAGAAAAGCCUCACCUUUGAAGAAGUCUUCAGACUAGCUACCCUUGGAGGAAGCCAAGUCCUGGGCCUGGAGAAUGAGAUUGGCAACUUUGAAGUGGGCAAGGAAUUCGAUGCCCUCCUGAUCAACCCCAAAGCAUCUGACUCUCCCAUUGACCUGUUUCACUGCGAUUUUGCUUUCAAUGCUUUUGAAGCUAUUAUCCAGAAGUUCUUCUAUCUAGGAGACGACCGAAAUAUUGAGGAGGUUUAUGUGGGUGGAAAGCAGGUGGUUCCAUUUUCUAGCUCAGUGUAAUACCCAUGGGCAUCUACAGGGUUCUCCUAGGAUGACCUGGUUCUGUAGGUCCUUUGGGCCCAGCCAGGGUCAGAAAGUCAAAAACAGUACCUCAUUCUGGGGAUGACGGUCUCUUUCUGUGUCUAGUUACUGUAUUCACUUGGUAAAUUGUUUGAAGGAAGUGUAUUUAUUCCCAGCUCCAGCCGGCAGGUUCGUAAUUUCAUGAAAAUCUUUUGAGCUAUUCAGAAUUACGUUAAGCUCAAGCAAAAGAGAAUGUUAUUACUAGCAGUGGCUUAUUAUGGGGAUGAAGUAAAAUCUUUUUACAUAUAUGGAAAUAUAGAAAGAAAAGAUAUUCCUAUCUGGUUAGUUAUUUUGAGGUAGUAAGUAUGAAAAUUAUGGAACUGAAAAUGGAUCCAUGGAUAUAUUUUUAUGAAGGAGUAAAAGACUGUGAACAAAUGUUGGAAAAUCAUUUCAGAUUGUGUUUAAAAGUUAUAUCCUAAGCACACUGAUUUAAAGAGAUAAUUUGCUGAAUUUUAAAAUGUGUUUCUAGAUUGACCUUGUGUUAGAAAUUUACAUUUAAUGGAAUUUACAUUUCAGAGAGCUGUAUCAUUGUGUUUUGCCUUCUUUCAAGGAUGAAUAUCAAAAAUUGAAAGCCACGUGCUUUUUAAAUAUAAUUCUGUGCUUCAAAAUAUUUGACAGAAGUUGAGUAUUAAAUCUUAAAGUCUCUUAGGAAUAUUAGUCACAUAACUACAUGGCAUAAAUUGUUAUAGUUUGUGUACUUUAAAAUCAUCUUAAUUUGUACCCAUGUGGUGUUAUAAUUCCUUCGUUUUAUUAUAAGAGAAGCAGAUUCCAAAAUCAUUGUUGUGUAGAUUUGCACCUUCAUAAAUUGGAGCAAGUCAUUGGGUGUCCAAAGCUGCUGAUGCUACAAGGAGAAGUUCUCUUUCAAUGGCCUGUUCUACCCAACCCUAUGCUGUAGCUGCUGGAAAUUUCAUCCUCAGAUAUUAAUAUGGUAGAGCUUUCAAUUGAAGGACAAGUUAUGUUAAAGAAAUAGUAUUAAACUCUAUAUGUUGAAAGUGCUAUGUUUUUUAAUUGUAUCCAAUUGUCUGUUUAAUUCCUUAAAAAUUUUCUGGAUAUUCAGAUUAUAGCAUAAUACAAGAUAUACAGCUAUUCCAGUUAAUGUUUAUAUUCUGGCCAUCUAGGAAUAUUAAACAAUUUGAUGUUAUGCUUCCUACUAAUAUUGUGUCAUUUCCCAUAAGGUAGAAUUAAAAUCACAUUGUGAUUCUAGGAUAAAUUCUCAGAAAGUAGUGGUGUCUUAUUUAAGUCUUGUGUUUCCUAAUUUAUGCCAAGCACUACAUCUAAACAAGGAAAGGAAAUAGGUUUCCUCAAUAUAGCACAACGUUUAUUCCUAGGACUUGAGUAUAACUUCUUGCUAUUACCUUAUAACAGAAAACUUAUAAAAUAUAGUUCAUCACAUAUUUGCACAACUAAGAACACAAUUCCUAUCCUAUAGGGUGAAUAUUACUUUCACAUAUUCAUUUUAAUCCAAUUGUAAUUUGCCCAGAUUUUUUUCAUGAUAGGACUCUUUCAGAUUGGAUUGUAUAAAUAUUGCAUUAGUGCAAUAUAAUUUUUUAAAAGAAAAUAGCAUAGUUUGUUUUGUGGGAUACUAAUAAUCCCGUAAACCUCAUUUCCAAUGUUCGUCUAUAUUUCCAGUGUUUGUAAUUCCUGAGCCACAUCAAAGCAGUUCCACCAGAUUUCUUUCCAUUUCUGUAUAGUUCUGGCAAAUGUUCUGUGCUCUGGGUGUCAUCCCCUGCCAAAGAAACUUGGUUACAAGUUGUCUAACCAAACAAACUGAGGAGCUUGGGUGAAAUGCUUAAGGGCCUGUGUUUGCAAACAGCUUCUCCUGGGCUUCCCAGGACCUUAUGCUUUCACCUUCCUUAAAAGGGAGCAUUUUGGUAAUGAGCACCAGUUUUUGUUUAGACUUGGGAUUCACAUACAGUAUUGUAAAUAAAAUAUAGUAUCAGAAGCGAGAAUAAUGGCCAUACACAAACAUUUUGUCAUACAUUCAGUUUAGCCCUGAUGUCCUAUUAAGAAAUGGAUAUCUUUUCUAGUAAAAAUGGAAUGUGCUGAAAUAGUUACAUGCACUUUGAUCUCUCUGCAUCCUUUGUAACUUAAAUAUUUUACUCCCCAAGUGCUGUGUUCCUGAAUGUUAAAUAUGCUUUUUUUCAGUACCCAUGGGCCUUAGACAAACGUGGGGCCAGAUGUUCUGCACUUUGAAAUAUUUCCUUUACCUAGUCUAGGAUAACUUUCUGGAUUGUGGAGAGGUGCUCUCCCAAGCCACUUCUGUUGGGCACUUUAAGUUUGAAUGGUUUGUUAUCUGACAUGAAAGAAUUAAAACUAUUAUCACCUCUCUAUAUCCUAUAUCAUUAUAUUUUCAAUGGAGUACAUUUUAAAAUGUAAAAGCAUAUUUUACCAUUUGCUAUCCAGUCACAAAAUAUAUUUGCAGCCAGAACAAAAAAGGAGGCUCAUCAAUUAACGUAAAGUUGACUUUCAAAAGAGAAGAAAACAUGGCAAAAGAUCAGGGUGUGAGACAAUAUCUUUGUCAUCAACCAAGAUAAAGGAGACAUUACUCCUUUAUUUCCCCAGCUGCUUCUCUAAUUGAAUUGUUCACAGGGUUCAGAAUCCAAGACAAUAUCUCAAAACAAGUUCCCUUUGAACUCCAUUGAAUUGCUUUUCUACUUCAGUGAGAAUUCUGCAAGUUUCAGGAAAGGAAAUGGUAAGAAACACGCUGCUUUGUGCUUCACUGAUUUUGAAGUGUGCCCUUGAAUAUCCUUGUUUGGGACUGUUGCCCAAGAUCUUAGAGAGGAAACAUAAUGGGGGUGAAAACUCACAUGCAUUUGACUUCUGAUUCCCCACCAGACUCUUCCUGUUUUUUUGGUUUUGUUUUGUAAUUCUUCCAGAUUUUAAGUUUUUCACCUCAGAACCAGACAGAUGGAAAACUUCAAAGGCAGGCUGGAAGUCACACUGUAUCAGUUCUAUCUUUCAGGAUACCUAGGAGAUAGCCAGAACUAGGGGCUUCUGAAGACCACUGGACAUCUUUUCAUUGUUCAUUUUUUAAGUUGGCUUUGCUGCUGAAAAUAUUUGUAGGUCUGAAGAGUGCUCUGAGUUAUUUAAGGUAGACUGAGAAGUGCAUCAUGACUUGAAAUAUUUACUUUGUAAAUAAUGAUGAUCAUUAGGAACUUUGAAGAUUUUUUUUCUUUAACAGUUAAAGAAGUUAUAUGAAAUUUUUGACUCCUAGGUAUCCACUAUUUUAGGUAUGACUUCAGACUUUAUGUCUCAUGUCUAGAAAGAUACAAAGGGAAUACACAAAUGAAAUUAAUAAAAA
This is a messenger RNA of Octodon degus (degu), 4815 nucleotides long. It is a transcript of the gene Gda, whose product is annotated as guanine deaminase. Gene Ontology annotation, molecular function: guanine deaminase activity; zinc ion binding. The transcript is spliced from 14 exons. Lineage: Eukaryota; Metazoa; Chordata; Mammalia; Rodentia; Octodontidae. The record is from RefSeq and is a predicted model, not a curated record. The coding region runs from base 90 to 1454 and encodes 454 amino acids. Gene Ontology annotation, biological process: guanine catabolic process. Gene Ontology annotation, cellular component: cytosol.